AUGGCGCAGCCGCCGCCUUUCCCCGGCCGCUUCCCCCCGCCGCCGCCGCCGUUCCGGGCCUUCCCCCCGCCGGCGGGACCCUUCCCGCCGCCCUCCCUCCGGCGGCGGGAGGCCGAGGGGGAUGAGGCAGGCUGGGCCCAGGCCCAGGAGGAGGCUGAGGCGGCGCGGCGGGAGCUGCAGGAGAUCGUGCGGCCGCUGAGGGAGCCCGGUUACCGGGAGGCCUUGCGGAGGAAGGCUGAGAGGGCGAGGAAGAGGAGGCAGCGCCUGCAGCGGAGGAAGCAAGAAGCCAGGGCGGCCAAGGAGGAGGAGGCGGCCCGAGCCGCUGAGAGGGAGGCCAAGAUCGAUCAGUGGAGGGCCAAGUGCAUCCAGGAGGUGGAGGAGAAGAACCGGGAGCAAGAACUUAAGGCUGCUGCAGACAGUGUCUUGUCUGAAGUACGGAAGAAACAAGCAGACACAAAGAGGAUGGUGGACAUCCUGCGCGCGCUAGAAAAGCUUCGGAAACUGAGGAAAGAGGCAGCUGCCAGGAAAGGUGUUUGUCCCCCCCCCUCAGCAGACGAAGCGUUUGAAAGUCAGGUGGAGAGCCUCAAAACGCUGCUCAAAAACCGCACAGAGCUGUACGAAGCCGAGGAGAGAGCAUUAAGAGUAAUGUUGGAGGGAGAACAGGAGGAGGAAAGGAAGAGAGAAAUGGAAAAGAAACAGAAGAAGGAAAGGGAAAAACUACUACAGCAGAAACUCGAAAUUGACUCCAAGCUGUUUGGGGAUCCAGAUGAAUUUCCUCUGGCCCAUCUAUUGCAGCCCUUCAGAGAGUAUUACUUACAGGCUGAGCAUUCUGUAGCAGCUCUGAUCCAGAUCAGGCACGAAUGGGAUCAGUACUUGGUGCCAGCUGAUCACCCCGACGGAAGCUGCAUCCCUCCAGGAUGGGUUCUUCCCAGUCUCCCCACUAACGACACUUGGGCCACGGCUGUCAGAUAAUUUACUAAUAAGUUAUUUUAACAUCAGAGGAACAUUUCAUUACAGUUACGUGUGUAAAUACGAGAGGGUUUGAAGAGGAAAUCUCAUCCUCUACGUUUCGGUAGCCAGACAGUGGAAUGUCUUGAAGAAAAGUGUAAGAAAUGUUUGUGCCAUCUGACUCUGGGGGGAAUUAUCUGAGCGAGCCCGAAGCUGCUCGGCCUCUCGCGGGACGGAAUUACAAUCCCGCUGCGAGUUUUUGUUAACAAAUCUCUCAACCUUACUGAAGAAAUGUUACUGACAAGGCUAUUUGUGCCAGUAUUAACAUCCUAUUUUUAGUGGCUUUUAUCUUUAUAAACCUAAAUCCAGAUGAUGAAAUUUCCAGAAAUAAAAAAAAAAAAGAGAGAUCAUUAGUAAACAUGUUUUUCUUCUUAAAUGAAGCAUGUCAAGCAUCGCUGUCAAAAUAGUUCCUGUAUUUUUGUGUGUAGAAACGAACCUAUUACAAGUUUAAACAAAUUCUGAAGUACAAACAAGACAGGGUUUUUCAAGGUUGACUAAAGCAGCUGUUGACAUUCUGCUUUUGUGGACUAAAACUGGUACCGCAACAUGGAAAAAAUUCCCAGUUGUGGUGAAAUAGGUCAGACAGCCAUGUGAAUACAUAUAAAUUUGAUGAAUAAGCCUGCUGGAAAAAAACAAUAACAUCUGAAGUCUAACCUACUGUAACUGGUUUUGCUUGUAUAGCUAUUUUUGUAUAGGGAUGGUUCAUGUAUAUAAUAUUUGAUUAAAAAACACAGUUCUAUUUUGUAAGGGGGUUUUUUUGGUACAGAAUAAACGGAGAAAAAUGGA
This is a messenger RNA of Calidris pugnax (ruff), 1794 nucleotides long. It is a transcript of the gene PDCD7, whose product is annotated as programmed cell death 7. The coding region runs from base 1 to 972 and encodes 323 amino acids. The transcript is spliced from 6 exons. NCBI's taxonomy places the organism in Eukaryota, Metazoa, Chordata, Aves, Charadriiformes, Scolopacidae. The record is from RefSeq and is a predicted model, not a curated record.